Molecule: messenger RNA, 703 nt
Organism: Nelumbo nucifera (sacred lotus)
Lineage: Eukaryota; Viridiplantae; Streptophyta; Magnoliopsida; Proteales; Nelumbonaceae
Product: mavicyanin
Cellular component (GO): plasma membrane
Molecular function (GO): electron transfer activity
Source: RefSeq, a predicted model, not a curated record
GUUAGAGCCCCCUCGAUCCAUUCAUCAACAUUGAGCUUUAUUUCUCGAUCGGAACCAGUACUGCUCCGACCUUCUGAGGAGAAACGACGAGAGCAACACCUUCCAUGGCUUCUCUCUUGCGUCUUUUCUGCGCUUUAUCCAUUGCCGCAGCCACUCUGAUAAAUUUUGUUGUUAUUGUCACAGCCACUGAAUUUAAAGUUGGUGAAACUCUGGGCUGGCGACUACCCAUCAACGACACUCAAGUUUAUAGCCAGUGGGCCGCAAACAACAGAUUCCGCGUUGGAGAUUCUCUCUAUUUUGAGUACGAGGAGGAUUCAGUUCUCGUAGUGAACAAAUGGGGGUACUAUCACUGCAAUACUAGCAAGCCAAUCGUUGCCUACAACAAUGGGAAGACGGUGAUCAAGCUCGACAGAACUGGGCCAUUCUACUUCAUCAGUGGGGCGCCGGAUCACUGCAAGGAUGGACAGAGAGUGGUCGUCAACGUGCUGGCUCUCCGCCCAUCUCCGCCAUCCCCACCGUCUGCCGCCCUUCCACCCCAAUCUCAUGCGGCUGACUCACCGUCACCAUCACCACUUGCAAGCUCAUCAUCAGGAUUCUCUGUCGCUCUUACAUCCAUUCCCAUAGUUGUGGCCCUCACCGCCAGUAUCUCGUCCUUGGCUUGGGUUAUUGCACCAUACCCUCCUCAUCUUAAUUAAUUAGAUAA